Syngnathus acus (greater pipefish) is the source of this 2928-nucleotide messenger RNA. Its product is annotated as 1-phosphatidylinositol 4,5-bisphosphate phosphodiesterase zeta-1-like. Gene Ontology annotation, cellular component: nucleus. The transcript is spliced from 11 exons. Gene Ontology annotation, biological process: positive regulation of cytosolic calcium ion concentration involved in egg activation; intracellular signal transduction; lipid metabolic process. NCBI's taxonomy places the organism in Eukaryota, Metazoa, Chordata, Actinopteri, Syngnathiformes, Syngnathidae. Gene Ontology annotation, molecular function: phosphatidylinositol-4,5-bisphosphate phospholipase C activity. The coding region runs from base 37 to 1857 and encodes 606 amino acids. The record is from RefSeq and is a predicted model, not a curated record.
UGCAUUAAGGUAGGAUAGUACGAAUCUCAAUGACUGAUGGGAAGCACAGGGGAAAGUCACUGGCGUAUAAAAAAAAAUCAUUUUGAAAUCAUUAAAGAGGCUCAAAUGGGGAUUGGAAGACUACAAAAUUGUUUGCAGAUCAAAAUGAGAAGAAGCAAGCCCCCGUCCACCAGGAGAGGCGAUAUCGAGAAGCUCUUCAACAAUUAUGCCUCAGGCCAGACCACGCUACCUGGCUGCUCCCUGCUCAGGUUUCUCCAAAAGGAGCAGCUGGAGCUCGCAGCCGACGAGGCCACGGUCCAGAGCUUGAUCGAGAGAUAUGAAAUCGAAGAGGCGGCCAUACAAAGUCAGUGCAUGACAUUUGAAGGCUUCCACCGCUACAUGGAGUCCAAAGACUGCUGUGUUUUCAAUCAAUCCCACAAGUUUGUGUACCAGGACAUGAAUCAGCCACUCAGCAGCUACUUUAUCUCUUCAUCGCACAACACCUACUUGACAGGAGACCAACUCAUUGGCAAAAGCCACCUGGAUGCCUACAUUUGUGCUUUGAACAAAGGCUGCCGCUGUCUGGAGAUAGACUGCUGGAACGGACCAGGUAUGGAGCCCAUCGUCUACCAUGGUUACACCCUGACCACAAAGAUUCUCUUCAAGGAUGUUAUUGCAACUGUGGGACAGUAUGCUUUUGAGGCGUCUAUUUACCCGGUAAUCUUGUCUCUGGAGAACCAUUGUUCCAAGGAACAGCAGGAAGUUAUGGCCCUCCACCUCACCUCUAUACUAGGAAACAAGCUGGUUGAUGUGCGCUUGGAUCACCAGACCACGGGAGACCUCCCAAGCCCAAAUGACCUAAAGUAUAAGAUCCUGAUCAAGAAUAAAAAACUAAAGCCCAAUGCUAGAAUAGAUGGAGCAUCAGGGACAGAGGCAGAUGACAGUGCAGAUGAGGGCUGGGAGGAGGAGGAGGAGGAGGAGGAAGAAGAGGAGGAAGAAGAAGAGGAUGAGGUGGAUCAACCGAGCAUAUCAAGGUUCUGGUCCCUGAGAAAGUCAAGCUUAAAAAAGAAAAAGAAGAAGGUGGUGGUAGCGGACGGUCUGUCCGACCUCGUCAUAUACACUGUGUCUGUCAAGUUCACCAGCUUCAGUCACUCCAAAGACAGUCAGAAGUCCUGUGAGAACACAUCCAUGGCUGAGAAAAAAGCCCGCAAGCUGGCCAAAGUUUCAGGUAAAGAUUUUGUUCUGCACAACCAGAGAUUCUUGACCAGGAUUUAUCCAGCGGGCUCCAGGACAUCCUCGUCCAAUUACAACCCUCAAGAGUUCUGGAACGUUGGAUCGCAGCUCGUGGCACUUAAUUUCCAGUCCCCAGGAUUGGCCAUGGACCUUAAUGAUGGCCGUUUCCAAGACAACGGAGGCUGCGGCUACAUCCUUAAGCCUGCUGUGCUCAUGUCUUGUGAAAGAAGCUUUGAUCCAACCUGCAGUCAACGUGGUGUUGCACCAACACUCCUGCUGCUCAAGGUUAUAUGUGGGUCCAAUUUACCACUUCCAAAAAUGGGGAAGAAUCUGGACCCCUUCGUCAGAGUUGAGAUCCACGGGAUCGGAUCGGACUGCAACAGAAAAAACACAAGCACAGUCAAAAACAACGCUUUGAACCCCUACUGGGAUUCCGACAUGAACUUCCGCAUCAGCAUUCCCGACCUGUGUCUCAUCCGCUUUUGUGUCCGAGACCAGACCGGCUUUCUGUCCAGUGACUUCGUGGGCCAGUACACGCUGCCUUUCAGCAGCCUGAAAAGAGGCUAUCGCUGGGUACCUCUUCAGGCCCGAUCAGGAUGCAGUUUGGAUCCAGCCUCUCUUUUCGUUUAUGCCUGGUAUUCCUAAAACAUAGACCCACAAAAUAACAACACACAUGCUGCCAACAGAGACGAGUGUAGCAGAGCAACAACAAACGGAUGCAAAUAAAUCAAAGCCUCAGUUAUAAAUAUCGGUUUUAUUAUAAGAAAAUAGAUAUGCUAUAUUCCUCCCAGUGCAUCACGGAAAAAAAAGACUAAAACACUCAAAAAGCAGUCCUACAAUAUCUAUAAACUGUAGUGAAGGGCAAAAUCCCUCGAGUGAGGUUGUAGCUUCCCGUAACAAAAUUAAAAUUUGCUGCGAUUUCAGUUAGUGCGAGCAAAGUUGUUUUCCCUCUCAGAACAAUAAAUUUGACACUUGCCAGGUAACAGUAAUGCUCCACGGCCUCUACUGUAUUAAAAAACAAAAGCUCCCCUGAAGCAUCACUCCCCUUCCCACGUGAGUUAUCAAGCAGGGAAUCGUAUAAAUAGCAUCCACAGAGGUAUACAUACAUUAUUGAAGUAAUUCCAGUGAAGAAAAAUCUAUUUCUGUUCAGCUUUAUAACCAAAUCCAAUAAAGCAGACGGUGAGAGGAGAGCUGUCAGCAGGAUGCCAUUAAGAUAAAAUUAGGAGCUGUGUGAUCAGUGAGUGAUAUUGUGGCUAGGUGGGUUUUACUCAUAAUAGCCAGAGGUGGUUUUUUUUUUAACUUAUUUGUAAAAGAUGAGCGCAAAAAGAAAUAGGUGCAGUAUUGUUGGAAAAAUGCAGCUUCAUGCAGCAUUAAACAGUCUUCUGCCAUUUUAAGACAGAGUUGAAGUUAUUGGGCAAUGGACGUUGUGGAAAAAAUAUUUUUAAGUUUUCUUUUUUUUAAUGUUUAAACCAGUGGUAAAUAUUUUUACGUACCACCAAAAAACAAAAAGGAAAAAAACCCACAAAGUUUUUACUUCGUUGUAAAAAAUAGUAUUUCUAUUAGUACAAAAUAUUAAAUUGUACCUUAACAAAUAUUUUACAGAAAACGUUUCUUAAAUAUUAAAUGAGACAAGAGAAAAUAAAUCUACUAGGGAAAAAAAUCUACUCGAUUACCUUUAUGUCCAUGAUUCAACAUUUGAUUGGCAUUCAUAAAAAC